Molecule: messenger RNA, 1961 nt
Organism: Cyprinus carpio (common carp)
Lineage: Eukaryota; Metazoa; Chordata; Actinopteri; Cypriniformes; Cyprinidae
Gene: ubxn4
Product: UBX domain protein 4
Molecular function (GO): protein binding
Source: RefSeq, a predicted model, not a curated record
AACUGCUUCCGUGUUCCGCGCGCUGUUUCCGGCAGCUGUGAGUUGUCGAAUCUUUCGGAAGCGCAGCGGAGCUUCAUCCUCCUCUUCAUCCUCUUCAUCAUGCGCUGGUUCGAGGGCUCGAUCCCGGCGGCCAUCGCGGCAGCUAAAGAGCGCAGAUGCGUGUUUGUGGUGGUGAUCACAGGGAGUGAUGGUCAGUCCGCUCAGCUGAUGUCCGGCUGGGAGACAGACAGUGUGUCCGAAGCGGCUCAGAACUGCUGUGUGGCCAUUCGACUGGACGCUCAGAGUGAGGCGUGUGUCCAGUUCUCUCAGAUCUAUCCGGUGGUGUGCGUCCCGUCCAGCUUCUUCAUCGGAGAGAACGGCGUUCCUCUGGAGGUGAUCGCAGGCAGCGUGACGGAGGACGAGCUCCAGCGCAGGAUCCUCAGAGUCACGCAGAUGCACACGCAGCAGAUUGAAGAUGCAGAGAGAGCGGAUCAGACGGACGCUCACGGCUCCGCCGCGUCUAAAGAAUCCCUGUCUGUGCCACCGGAGGAGCACCGAGCGUCAGGUCACGUGACCCCAGCUGAAGAGGAACCACAGCCGGACCAGGCCCUGGAUGACAAGGUGCAGAGAUUAACAAAGAAGCUGGAGGAAAGACGCGAGCAGAAGAAGAAAGCAGAAGAAGAGAAUGAGCUGAAGAAGGAGGUGGAGAGGCGUAAGACGGGGAAGGAGAUGCUGGACUUCAAGAGGCAGCAGGAGGAGGAGAAGACCAAGCGUCUGCUGGAGGAGAGGAAUCGAGAGAAGGCCGAGGAGCGAGCGGCCAGAGAGCGGGUCAAGCAGCAGAUCGCGCUGGACCGUGCUGACCGAGCGGCCCGUUACGCUCAGAGCCAGCAGGACGCGGAGGCGGCUCGACUAGCAGCGCUGCAGGCCCGAGACGCCAAGAGAGACGCCGCGCAGCGAGAGAGGAGUGCGGUUGCCAGGAUACAGUUCCGUCUGCCUGACGGCUCGUCCUUCACUAACCAGUUCCCAUCAGAGACGCGUCUGCUGGAGGCCCGGCAGUUUGCUGCUCAGGAGGUUGGGAACCGAUACGGUCAGUUUUCACUGGCCACCAUGUUCCCCCGGAGAGAGUUCACAGCUGAAGAUCUGGAGAAAUCACUGCUGGAGCUGGAUCUGGCCCCCAGCGCCUCCAUCGUACUGCUUCCUCAGUCCAGCCGCCCGUCCAACACUGUGGUGCACUCGUCUGCGGGCGGAGGCGUCUGGGCCAUGCUGGGGUCACUGCUGUACCCACUGCUGGCCGUCUGGAGGUUCAUCAGCGGCUUCCUGUUCAGCAGCCCUCCUCCACCUGCUGCAGCCCAGAACCAACCUACGACAAACACGUACGGCUCCAGCGCUGCCGCAGAACCACAGAGAGAUGCGGUUCGUAAGAGAGUUCAUGAGAAGAGGCCUGAGGACUUCAAGAAAGAAGGUAAAAUAUACCGACUACGGACUCAAGAAGACAACGAGGACGACAACAACACCUGGAACGGGAACUCCACGCAGCAGAUGUAGCACGGCGAGCCUCUUGUUUGAGUGUGUGUCAGUCUUAACGGUGGGUUUAUCAUGUAGGGCUGUGAUUUCCAUCCCCUCCCCUCCGGCUCCACCCCGCAUGGGUAAAUCAGAUCAGGUUAGCCUAACUCGCUUUAACAGAGAUCCUCUGCGUGCCCAACACUUCACCCAGGACGACUCCAGGCUGGAGAAACACAGGUCCGAGGCUUUGAUGCAUUAGCUGCAUCUGUUAUUGCCUGGAUUGAUUUAAUACAGUAACCAGCGCUGUGAAUGCGGUCUGUUGUGAAUAUCCGGCGGUUUGUGGCGUUUUAUUUGGUGGAUUUGACCCCACAGCGUCAUCAACUGCCUCGGCAAUAGAAUGUCUUUCUACUAGUUUGAGCACAGAUGCUACUUGAUCCUUUAACGAUAGAAUAAAGAAUAAAAGAUGUUUUUCAAUGAAA